AAGCAGUGUAAGAUUCUCCGUGGUGUUUGGAAUAACCAAGCAUGCGAAGGAUUUUAUGCUCCGGAUAUCUUUCUUUUUUGCAUUCUUCUGGCGAUUCUGUGCUUUGCUCUCUCCUACGGCCUAAGGAGUCUCCGCAACUCUGGAUUUUUCCCAUCUCGUGUUCGUUCUCUGAUUUCCGAUUUCGCGGUUCUGAUCGCUAUUGUCAUCUGUAGUUUGAUCGAUUACUUCACUGGUCUUCACACGCCUAAACUUCUUGUUCCUGUCUCAUUUGAGCCCACUUUAGGUUAUAAUAAACGUGGAUGGAUUAUUCCGCCGUUCAAUGGAAAUCCUUGGUGGACAUCUUUGGCGGCUAUUGGACCUGCUUUGUUGGCGGUUAUUCUUAUCUUCAUGGACCAACAGAUUACCUCAGUUAUCGUUAAUCGUCGGGAGAAUAAACUUAAGAAAGGAGGUGGCUACCAUUUGGAUCUCCUGGUUGUUACAAUAACAAUCGCUGUUAAUUCGGUGCUUGGAAUUCCAUGGUUCGUAGCUGCCACGGUGUUGUCAAUCAAUCAUGUCAUUUCUUUGAAAAAGGAAUCGGAAUCGUCAGCUCCCGGAGAAUGUCCUAUUUUCUUGGGUUGUCGUGAGCAGAGAGUUACUGGUUUCUUCAUUUUCCUUUCUAUUGGUCUCUCUGUUUUCAUGUCCUCAGUUCUCCGGACCAGUAUAAGUGGAAAAUUAGAUUGGCGAAAACUUCGCUCACUUUUAGCGUCAAGUGUUGUCUCGUCUUCUGCAAAGGAAGAGAAGAAAUCGGUGGAGAAAUUGCGUAUUCCGAUGGCAGUUCUUUACGGCGUUUUCUUGCUAAUGGGUAUCACUUCUUUAAAUGGCCUCCAGAUUAUGGAACGUGUAGGUCUCUUCUUUACUCCUGCAAAAUAUCAGCCGGACUACCCUUAUCUUAGACAUGUUCGCCUUGGACGUAUUCAUCUUUUCACUGCCAUUCAAGUUUUGUGCCUUAUUCUUCUCUACGUCAUCAAAUCAGUUCCCCAGAUAUCUAUUCUCUUUCCUCUAAUGGUUCUUGCUAUGUGCUUCGUGCGUCGUGGGCUGGAUUUCGUCUUCUCACAAGAGGAGCUCUAUUGGUUGGAUGAUAUUCUCCCUGAAAGCUCGUGUUCGCGAAGAGGAGAAACUGAUACGUCUGGAAAUCAAGCUAAACGCUUCGCUUCUGCGACGGACUUCAGCAGCAAGGACUCGCUGCCUCUCUCCCAACCUCUUAUUCUCAACUUAGAUGAAAAGCCAUUCAGUGUAAGUGAAGAGGUCUCAAAGACAUUGAUUUGGAGACAACUUUCCGGUAUCGGCUUGGUCAAUCAAGAUGUUGAUAGCAAAAAAAAGCGCCGAGAUCGCAAAAAGAAAGCCAAGCGUCAGCGCAGUAAUGGUAGGGAGAGCGGAGGUAGCGGAACAGAAACCAGCGAUUCCCGUCGUGGCAGUCUGAGUGGGCAUCGAUUCAGAGCUCUUCGUCUCUUUUCAUCUGACUUUGAUGGAGCGAUUGGAAGGGAUAUUGCUGUUCUCUUCCACUCCAACGAGACUGACCAAGCAAUGGCAGGAAUAUUGUCACUUAAUGCAUAUUGGAAUGCUCCAGAAAUAUGGAAUGUUGCUUAUACUUCGAAAAUGACAUGUGAAGAAAAGCUAACUAUACUGCAAAAUUUUUCACCAAAUCAAAAGUUCCAACUUUCUGCUGAGGAUAGUGCUUGGUGUGAAUAUGUAGAUCUUCGCAAUUAUGCACAUCCCUUCGAAUUACCUGAUUUUCAGGAGGCCGAAGGCGGUAUGGUUGAGCCAAUAGUUGAAAUUGCAUCACGGUAUCAGAACCAUUCUCGUUAUGACUACCCACGUCUACUGUACACGUUUCCUCUUGAAAGCCAUCAUUCGAGUAUCCUUCAGUCUGCUUUUUACUUUUAUCGUUAUAAUCCUGAUAUUUCUCCGAAUUGGAUCUAUUGUAAAUCUCCAAAAAUUACUUUCACGCCUGGAAAAAUCUCCUGGUUCUUCUUUGCUCUUGAUAGUUGUAAAGAAGUAUUAAAGGGGAAAAGUAACGAAAACCCCAUCCCUGUAUUUUAUCGGCUCGAAAUGCAAAAUGGAAAAGGUGAUGGAAAUCUUUUCAGAAGACAUUUUUCGCUCGAUGAUUUCGGUAGUUUAGAGACGGUCUUAAUUUUCUGGGUCGCAUCAAUCGCUUCUCUAUUCAUCGGCGGAUGGAUUGCUAUUAUGAAUAAGGACAAGAAGCAUUUGAGGUACCCUCUUUUACUCUUCCUGUGUGUUCUUCUAUUCUCCUUCAUAAAACAUCUUUUCGCUCUCAUGUGCCUCGGCCACCUCUCCAACGUCGGUCGACGUCCGCUUUGGCUUGAGAUCAUUAACGACUUAAUGGGAGGUGCUACAAAUUGUGCACUUGUUGCUUUGCUUUUGCUUCUUGCCUCUGGAUAUUGUGUCGUUCACAAAGAUCCCGGGAAUCGUAUGAAGAUCGUUGUCCUAGCAACGGUUGCUGUUUAUGGACCUGUUCAACUGAUUUGUGGAGUUACUGUCACUUUGGCAUUUGAUUCAGGUCAAGCCAAAUAUGUCUACCAAUCACCAAGCGGAUACACAUUAGUGACAUUGAAUAUUGCCACCUGGUUGGUCUUCCUGCUUAUUGCCAUGUAUACAAAUACCCACUGGCCAACAAAACGACUCUUCUAUCUCACAAUCAUCUGCUUCUAUUCUGUUUGGUUCUGGACUCUGCCAAUAGUUCUUAUUAUUAACGGUGAUUAUAUCGCCCUAUGGCGUCGCUUGGGUCUUCAUAGGUCAAUUACAAGUAUCGCAGAUCUCGCUGCUCAGGUCUUUUUACUUUAUAUAUUCUGGCCAUCGAGUAUUGCGAAAAUCUUCAUUCGAUCUGAUGAAGACCAAUAUAGUGAAGAAGCGAGUUUGACACCUGUUCCGCGAACGUCUAUAACUCCAGUUACCGUGCCUAAACUCUCUAUAGAUAGCAGGUCUCCUCGCAAGAAGAGCUCGAAAACGGAAGGUCCCACCACUAGUACAUCAAAUUCUGCUGCUCCAAAAUCAACUUUCGAAACACCAAGGACACCAGAAGGGGAUGAGCAACCUACAAAAGAUAUGAAAUCUAAGUUUUUGAAGAAGUUGAUUCAGUAA
Messenger RNA from Rodentolepis nana, 3138 nucleotides. Lineage: Eukaryota; Metazoa; Platyhelminthes; Cestoda; Cyclophyllidea; Hymenolepididae. The record is from the annotation of a GenBank genome assembly.